Messenger RNA from Cylindrotheca closterium, 1071 nucleotides. The record is from the annotation of a GenBank genome assembly. NCBI's taxonomy places the organism in Eukaryota, Bacillariophyta, Bacillariophyceae, Bacillariales, Bacillariaceae.
AUGGAGCCUACAAAUGUGUUUGCGAACACUGCUCCCAUUAAUGAAGUGAACAAUGUGUCUGAAAAGUGUGUGUCUACUAGUAUUGAUCGCUUCAACUCGUCCGCACCUUCAAACUCGAGUCACAAACAUCAGCAGCUCUCCUUUUCUAGGAAAAGAUUGGAUCUGCAAUGGAAUGAGCUCAGUGAUAUGAAGUAUCUCACCCAUGGUGGAAGCAGCUGGGUCUACUCGGCAGUAUAUAAUGGAAAACCCGUGGUUGUCAAAACAUUGAAUCCAAAAUGUCGAGAAGAUCCACAUGCUGUGAUCGACAUUGAAGCUGAAGUUGCAAUCCAUUCGAUACUAAAUCACAACAACAUUGUAAAAUUUGUUGGUUCCGGUCGGACGUGCCAAGAAAACCGAUUUUUGGUCUUGGAGAGACUAACAGGGGGUACCUUAUCAGAUAUGCUACGAUUGCGUAACAGAAGGGUGGGGCAAUUCUGGAAGAAGAACAAGCAUAUGCCACCCUUUGAUACAUUGAAGUGUGCACGGUCCUUGGCAGUCGCCCUCCAAUACAUGCACGAAAAAGCAAUGCCCAAUUGUGUGCUGCUUCAUCGCGACUUGAAGCCAGAAAACAUCUGUUUCGCACUGGAUGGAACAGUCAAGUUAUUGGAUUUUGGACUUGUGCGGAUAGUUCAAAAUGCCAAUUCGAAAUCCGACGAGGCAUAUGAAUUGAGUGGGGAAACAGGGUCCCUACGAUAUAUGGCGCCAGAAGUUGCGGAAGGACACCCAUAUAACCACAAGGUAGAUGUGUAUUCAUUUGGGAUCAUCUUGUGGGAAAUGAACGCUGGGAAAAGACCAUUCGGUGGGUUGCGUACUAGAGAAGACUUCUUCAAGUUUGUAGUACAACGUGGUGAUCGACCACCGCUGGACAAAAGGAGGCCAGAGGAAUUGCGGUUGCUGAUUUCAGAUUGUUGGAAUCGUUAUAUGGACAAGCGACCUGAUAUUCAGCAAGUCAUCAAGCGGCUCGACGCACUCUUGGCCUAUGCUCAAGAGGAAAAGAAGUCAAUUGAUGAAAAAAGUGGUGAAUCAUUGUGA